Messenger RNA from Macrosiphum euphorbiae (potato aphid), 2706 nucleotides. Lineage: Eukaryota; Metazoa; Arthropoda; Insecta; Hemiptera; Aphididae. The record is from the annotation of a GenBank genome assembly.
AUGGUUAUUAAGUGCAUAUUAUGUACUAACAAGUAUGGACCCUUGUCAAUUAAUAUUACUUUCCAUAGAUUUCCGAAGGAUUACGAAAGAUUUAAUAAGUGGGUUAAUUUCUGCCGUCGUCCGGAUCUUUUGGAAAAGGGUCCAUCCAUUUGUAAUAAAGCAUAUAAAUUAUGUUCUGAGCACUUCGUUGAAACAGAUUUCAACAAUAAUGGUUGGUUGAUUAAUAGUGCAGUGCCUUCUAUAUUCAACUGGCCUGAUGCAGAGUUGCAACAAAACAGCAGUUUAAUAAUGAUUCCCGAGGAACCCAUCCCUAGUACUAGUAGUACUUCAAGAAUAAUGGCUGAUUCUGUUGACAUUUAUAGUAAUUCUAUAUCGUCUAUUAAUUGGUCAAACAAAUCAGCCAUAUCUUGUUCAACUCCUAAAACCAGCUCUGUGUCGAGAUCAUUAUCAUAUUCUUCAGGCAAUAGUUCCACAGCCACUUCUAAUUCUCAAACCCAAACACAUCAGUGUCUGUCAAGUAACACACCAAGAAAGGAUAAACUGAACAAACUGCUAAGUAUCCAUAAAAAUAAAUUUAAUGAUCUUCAUAAACAAUUUCUUACACUAAAAAAACAUUGUUCUGACCUAGAAAAAAAGUCUUCAACAUUAGAGUUUUUUCAUUUAAUGUGCGACAAUUUUCUGAAUAAGGGUUUUGCGAAUUUUGUUAAAAUACAGUCCAAACUAACAUUGCAAGAUCCCCAUGGACAUAGGUAUUCUUAUAAAAUAAAACAAUUUGCACUCAUGGUACAUUUUAUGGGUCCUAAAGUAUAUAGAUUUCUACGGAAAUCCUGGAGUUUGCCUUCUGUUAGAACUUUACAAAGAACUACAGAAAAUUGGGAAAUUAAUCCUGGUUUGAAUGACUUUUUAUUUAAAGUUUUAGCAGUGAAAGCAAACUCCAUGACAGUGAAGUCCAAAGAAUGUAUCUUGUGUGUAGAUGAAAUGUCGCUUAAAUCUUUUCUUUUCUUUGAUUUCAAAAAAGAUGAAAUAAUAGGUUUUCAUAAUACAGGAUUCAUUAAGUCUUGCGAUGUUACUAAAUCAGUUAUGGUCAUUAUGAUCAGUGGUUUGCAUAGUUCUUGGAAACAACCUAUAGGCUAUUUUUUUGUUGCUACUACUUGUACUGGAUAUGAUCUGAAAAAUAUAAUCUUUCAAACUGUUCAGAAAUUGUCCAAUAUUUCUUUUAAUGUAGUAGUCAUGAUUUCUGAUUUAGGCUCAAAUUUUAAGCACUUUGCAGAUCAACAAGGCAUUACCCCCCAGACCCCUUACUUUAAUGUUGGAGACAAAGAAAUUGUUUACAUGUUUGAUCCACCUCAUUUAUUAAAGGCAACUAGGAAUAACUUUUUCAAUUAUCGUUUCAAUUCUCAAAAUAAAAUUGCAGAAAAAAUUCAUCUUACAAAUUUUUAUGACCUUGAUAAAAGUAAUCAACAUCGAUUGGCACCUAAAUUAACUGAUGUUCAUUUAAAUCCUAAUAGUUUUCAAAAAAUGAGAGUCAAAUUUGCCGCUCAAGUUUUUAGUCAUACAGUGGUUGCAGGGAUGACUACCCUAGUUUCUUGUAAUGAAUUACCGCAUAGUGCCUUCGAUACGAUUGAUUUCAUAGAUUCCAUGGAUAAGCUGUUUGAUAUAUUCAAUUCUCGUCCCAUUUCUACUGAAGUUUCUAAUCAUGAGGGAUCAAAACGUUAUUCAUUACCAUUUUCAAACUCUUCUUAUCAGACUGAUUUUUUAAAUUUAAUGUUUAAUUAUUUUGAAAAUUUAGAAAUUCAAAAAUUUGAUGCUGAAAAAAAUGAGUGGGUUAAUAUAGGUAGACAAUAUAAUAUAAAAUUUAUUAAUGGCUGGUUAAUAUCAAUAGCUGGAUUAAAUCGUCUUUAUCAAAAUUUAACUAAUAACAGUGAUUCCGAAAUUGAUCCAAUAUGUACUUAUAGGACAAAUCAAGACAAAUUAGAAAAUUUUUUUGGAACUGUAAGAAUUCAAAAUGGAAAUUGCAUAAAUCCUACAUGCAUUCAGUUUAAAAGAACUUUUAAAAAACUUUUUUGUCUUGAUUACUUUGAACACUCUGAAGGUGCUAACUGUAUUCAAGAUUUAGAUGAGGUCUUACUCAGUCUUGAAAAAACUCCUAUAAGUGAAAUUAAAAUACUUUUCCCAGAAAAGAACCCUAUUCAAAUUCCAUUACCUAUUACAAACAUCACUAAUUACAAACAAAUUAAUUUACCUGAACAAAAUGCUUUGACAUACAUUUGUGGUUACUUAAUCGGGCAAUGUUUAAAGGUUCAUCAAUGUACAACUUGUUUAAAUUUUGCACAAGCAACUACUUCCUUAUCCAGUGAAACUUUUUAUUGCCAUUUUAAAUCAUAUGAAGAAAAUCCUUCUUUAUUAUUCGGUAAUUUAAUAAUGCCCAAUUCUACUUUUUAUCAGUAUAUUUUUCAAAUCAAUCAGGUUUUUGAUAGACAUUUCAUUUCAUUAGCUCCUCAGCCCAACGUGGGUAAGACUCUCAAAGAUUUAAUUUUAAAUACAAUUUUUUUCUAUCAUCCGUGUGAUAAUUUUCCUAAAGACUUCUUAAUUAACCUAUUCUUAAGAUUUCGAAUUCACAACUCAUUGAAUAGAACCAACAAGGAAUAUCAAGCAUUGCGUACUGGUAAAAAGAACAGAAAAGUUCAAAUCCUUAUGAAUUUAUAA